Molecule: messenger RNA, 6490 nt
Organism: Homo sapiens (human)
Lineage: Eukaryota; Metazoa; Chordata; Mammalia; Primates; Hominidae
Gene: PXN
Product: paxillin
Exons: 16
Coding region: 1216-4623 (1135 amino acids)
Cellular component (GO): focal adhesion; cell cortex; cytoskeleton
Source: RefSeq, a predicted model, not a curated record
AUUUCCCCUGUGUACUCCUGGCUCGGCUGGCCGGCUAAGGCAGUUUCUCAUCACUGAUGUGCUCUGGGACAGCUGAGUGGGAUGGGCUCCUCUGGGGUGGGUGUGGAGGAGUGGUCGUGAUGCCUGGAACACUGCAGUCACUCCUCAGAGACACGACUUGGCAGCCCUCCUGAGCCUGCCUGGUCACAUGCUGCCUGUCUUGGAAGGUCCUCUGUCCCAAGCAGUGGAUGUGCAGUUUCUUCACCCCUGCUUAGCUUCAUCAGGCACAAUGCGUCUUUGAGGUUGCCCUUUUCAUGGUUUGCUCAUAUUCUACCCAGAAAAGACUUAGGAGACUUAGAAGAAGUUAGUACUUUGCAUCCUACCUACACUGCUCUCCUUGGAGGAAGACCUUAUUCUGGAUUUUACAGAGCAAAUCAGAUCUGAUGUUUGUAGCUUCCAAUGUGCUAUGGAGCUUCCUCCUGCAGAGUGACUUGGGUCUGGAGAGCCUGAUAUUUGCAACUGAUGUCUGCAGCUUCCAGUGUACCUGCUAGCCCUUAUAAACCUCACACCAGUACUUUGAGGUCAGAGUUAUUCAAGAGCUUACUGAGACAACAGGCCCUGAGAAGCUAAGCGAUUUGCCCUGUGGCAUGGAUGGUAGAGAGGGGAGCUGGCACUUGAACUCAGGUCUGGCUCGACCUCAGAAUGAGUGAUCUUGUGUCUCUGUGCCCCAGGACUGCAUCCUCUCACCAAUACUUCACCAGCCUAGGGAUCUGUGCUCCCAAGAGCCUGUUGACAUUGUAAACCUGAAUCCAAUCCAUAAACCAAAAGCCCAGGCUUAGAAUCACAUUGUGGUGGAGCGGGUGUUUGGUGGAGUCCCUGAUUCAAAAUGUUUGACAAGGAAGCCUGACCAUUUGUCUUCUGUUGGGUGUUUGGAGUCCAAGAGACCUGAGAUCAGAGUCCAGCAUUGUCACUUCAUCCAGCCUUGGCAGUGUGGGAUGUGACUCUGCCUCUGAACCGCAGUUAUACCAUCUGUGCUGGUGGCGUUGUGAGGAUGGCAGGUAACAAAGGUGAAGCUCCUGGCCCCAGUGGGCCUUCAAGGAUGGCAGCUGCUCCUGCCCCCUACUGGGGUUGCACUCAUUCGUUGCCUGCUCUGGGGAGUCCUAUGGGGUUUCUUAGCUGGCCCUGCCCAUGGUGGAGAAAGAGGGAUCCACCCAUUGCUGAUUGGGCCCAGAGGAAAUGAGGACACUGCGUGAAGCCAAGACAGCAGACGCCCUGCUGGCGGACUUGGAGUCUACCACCUCCCACAUCUCCAAACGGCCUGUGUUCUUGUCGGAGGAGACCCCCUACUCAUACCCAACUGGAAACCACACAUACCAGGAGAUUGCCGUGCCACCCCCCGUCCCCCCACCCCCGUCCAGCGAGGCCCUCAAUGGCACAAUCCUUGACCCCUUAGACCAGUGGCAGCCCAGCAGCUCCCGAUUCAUCCACCAGCAGCCUCAGUCCUCAUCACCUGUGUACGGCUCCAGUGCCAAAACUUCCAGUGUCUCCAACCCUCAGGACAGUGUUGGCUCUCCGUGCUCCCGAGUGGGUGAGGAGGAGCACGUCUACAGCUUCCCCAACAAGCAGAAAUCAGCUGAGCCUUCACCCACCGUAAUGAGCACGUCCCUGGGCAGCAACCUUUCUGAACUCGACCGCCUGCUGCUGGAACUGAACGCUGUACAGCAUAACCCGCCAGGCUUCCCUGCAGAUGAGGCCAACUCAAGCCCCCCGCUUCCUGGGGCCCUGAGCCCCCUCUAUGGUGUCCCAGAGACUAACAGCCCCUUGGGAGGCAAAGCUGGGCCCCUGACGAAAGAGAAGCCUAAGCGGAAUGGGGGCCGGGGCCUGGAGGACGUGCGGCCCAGUGUGGAGAGUCUCUUGGAUGAACUGGAGAGCUCCGUGCCCAGCCCCGUCCCUGCCAUCACUGUGAACCAGGGCGAGAUGAGCAGCCCGCAGCGCGUCACCUCCACCCAACAGCAGACACGCAUCUCGGCCUCCUCUGCCACCAGGGAGCUGGACGAGCUGAUGGCUUCGCUGUCGGAUUUCAAGACCAGCUCCUCCACUGUGGCUCUGAGUGCCCCGGGGCUGUCCAGCUCUGCUCCGUCCUCAUACUGCUCCCUUCCUCCUUCUCCUCCUCCCAUGCCAUCUGUAUUUCUGCCACCCACCACUAUACCCUCCCCUCGAGGCCAGGGCCACACUCCGGAGUUCCCUUGUACUGAGCAGAGUGGACGAGGCCUUCUACCUCCUGUAGCCCCCAGCUGGCUUGAUUUGGCUGGUCUUGGGGUGAUGCCUGACACCUUCAACUCAAGGUCUCCCUCUGUGGAGGGUUCUCUGUGGGCAGUGGGCACAGAGAGUCAGGGUCGAGAUUGGAGGCACCUGCCGACCAUCACAAGUGAGCUCUCUGGGGCUCCCCGCUGCCACACUGUACCCUGUGCUGGGAGCACAGCUCUCCAAGAGCCUGGGGAGCCCCAGGGGCCACCAGCCAGCCCUUCGUGCCCAGAGGAGGCCUUGGCUGCCACAUGGGAGCAGCCAUGGGCUUCGGAGGUAUUCGGGCCUGAGAGAAUGCCCCCCUCUGGAGCUGCUCGAAGCUUCCAAGAAGUAACAGAGCCAGCUGUAGUGGCAGUGGACCGGCAGGCCAUCUUCCCAGAUACCUGGACUCUCACGGAGGAACAUGGCCUACAGCAGGAGAGGCCAAGGCCAGAGCCAGGGAGGCUGGGAAGCAGCUCCCCUGCCUCAGUUACCACGGAGCAGCUAGGUGCAAAGAUGACCGAGAGGGGAAGUGUGGCCAGGCCAACCCAGGGACCUGAAACCCCAAGGAGCCCAGAGGGCACCACGGAAGCUGCCACCCAGGACGGGAAGGAACAGCCAGAGCUUCCAUGUGCCAUGGCCAUGGGCACACCCAGCACCACGGAGAGGAUUUCCACCUCUGGCCAGAUCCGAUCUGUGAUCAGGAGGAGCUGGGAGUCUGGCCACGCACACCCCAUGUCCCGGGAGCCCUCCCCUCGCCGCCGGCUGGACCCUGCCACCUUGAGCAGGACCCCAUCCCAGGAACAGCUCAUCGCGGAGCUGCAGGGGCGGCUGGGCAUCCAGCCUGAGGCAGAGGAGCCGGCGGAGGCGGCGGGGCCCUCUGCCCAGGACUGGCUGACCGAGGGCGUCAUCAUCACUGUGCAGCCACGUGGGAAGCGGGCCGGGGGGCAGCUCGUAGAGAAGGUUGUCUUCCCUCCUGGCUCUCCCAUUCCCCUGAGAAGAACCAUCUCUGUCCUGGCUUCUCCUUCUGUCCCUUUGCUCCAGCAUCGCACAGACGCCGCGGCCAGCAGCUCUUCUCCCCUGCCCAGCCUGCUCGCCUCCUCCCCCCUGGGGCCCUCAGCUUAUACCUGUGGUUCUUCUGGGGUCCAGAGUGCAGGGGAAGAGCCCCAUGAUGAGGGGGUGCAGGGCCCUGCCCUUCCCAUUCCUGCACCCCACACCAUGAGGUCCGUGGGCUGCCAGACUGAUGAGGACCCGCUCUUCCCCCCGAUGCAGAUCCAGGGCCUGGAGCAAAGAGCGGAUGGGGAGCGGUGCUGGGCGGCCGGCUGGCCUCGGGACGGCGGGCGGAGCAGCCCCGGAGGGCAGGACGAGGGAGGGGGCUCCUGGCCCCUGGAGGAGGUUGUACUUCUUGUCUCCAUCAGCUCAUCUGUCCAGGAGGGAGAAAAGUACCCCCAUCCCUGUGCUGCCAGACACCGUACCCCGAGCCUCAGGAGUCCUGACCAGCCCCCUCCGUGUCCACAGUUCAUGGCCCAGGGGAAGACAGGGAGCAGCUCACCCCCUGGGGGGCCCCCGAAGCCCGGGAGCCAGCUGGACAGCAUGCUGGGGAGCCUGCAGUCUGACCUGAACAAGCUGGGGGUCGCCACAGUCGCCAAAGGAGUCUGCGGGGCCUGCAAGAAGCCCAUCGCCGGGCAGGUUGUGACCGCCAUGGGGAAGACGUGGCACCCCGAGCACUUCGUCUGCACCCACUGCCAGGAGGAGAUCGGAUCCCGGAACUUCUUCGAGCGGGAUGGACAGCCCUACUGUGAAAAGGACUACCACAACCUCUUCUCCCCGCGCUGCUACUACUGCAACGGCCCCAUCCUGGAUAAAGUGGUGACAGCCCUUGACCGGACGUGGCACCCUGAACACUUCUUCUGUGCACAGUGUGGAGCCUUCUUUGGUCCCGAAGGGUUCCACGAGAAGGACGGCAAGGCCUACUGUCGCAAGGACUACUUCGACAUGUUCGCACCCAAGUGUGGCGGCUGCGCCCGGGCCAUCCUGGAGAACUAUAUCUCAGCCCUCAACACGCUGUGGCAUCCUGAGUGCUUUGUGUGCCGGGAAUGCUUCACGCCAUUCGUGAACGGCAGCUUCUUCGAGCACGACGGGCAGCCCUACUGUGAGGUGCACUACCACGAGCGGCGCGGCUCGCUGUGUUCUGGCUGCCAGAAGCCCAUCACCGGCCGCUGCAUCACCGCCAUGGCCAAGAAGUUCCACCCCGAGCACUUCGUCUGUGCCUUCUGCCUCAAGCAGCUCAACAAGGGCACCUUCAAGGAGCAGAACGACAAGCCUUACUGUCAGAACUGCUUCCUCAAGCUCUUCUGCUAGGUGCCCUGCCCCUGUCUCUGCCCCCCUUCCCCAGCCAGCAUCCCCAACUGCGACUGUGACCUAGAGACUUCACCCGGGGGUGAAGGGGUAAACCCGACUGAAACUGGAACCCUUGUCCUCCGCUGGUGCGGGAUGGACAGAGGGCCGUGAGGGGUCCCCCUGCUUGUCUUCACCCCUGCCAGAGCCUCUGGGCCCCCUCCUCCCUCCUGUAGCUCUCCCUAGGCUGCCCACUCUCCAUCCUCCCCAGGGGUAGAGGCUGGGGGCUCCACCCCAGCCCAUGUACGUCCCCACGAACUGGCCUGGCCAGCACCCCACACUGGAGCCAUCUCUUCCUCAUAUUUCAGCAGUGCAGCCGGGGGGCAGGGAAGGGCAGGCAGGGUCUGUUGGGGUCUCUUUUUAUCCUUAUUCCUCCCCCGACCUAAUUGUCUUUGUUCUGUGAUUAUUGGGGGACACCCGGCUCCCUCCAGACAAUGCCAGCAUAAAUCCAUCCAUCCAAAGGCAGAGAACCAAAGGGGCCAUGGAAGGUUCUCUGUGCUCCUCCUACCCUUCCAGUGCCCUAGGCCUGGCGACUGCCCCUGCCUUUUAGACCCGCCCUCCCCUUUUAUACCUGCUCUUGUUCUACUGAGAAAAGCCUCUCCAGCAAUAAUGUUUUCUAGUCACUUCCUCCGUCUCCGGGACGGCGUGCCUGGACACUGUACCGACUUUGAUAGAUUUCUACACUGAGGUUUGAAUUCAUAUCGCCUGAGUUGCUUUUACUUCUCUAUACAAAAUGAUUUUGAAGAGAUUUUAAAGACGUUCCCUUUUGUAUUCUCUUCCUCAUCCACCGCCACUGGGCCUGUCACUGAUGGUGGCUCUGGUGUGAAGUUUGCUUUGUACUGAGGGUUGGGGUGGGGAAGCAAUUUGUAUUUUAUUGUUUCUUAGCACAAGCAGGUGAACUGGGAGCAGCUCUGUGACUCCCCCUCUUUCACUUCAUAGCUCACCAGGACUGUUUUAUAAACUGCUGUAUUUGGAAACCCCUUCUUUACUUCCCAGGCCAGCAAGCUCUUCACUGAAACUGGUUGAAGGGUGUUGCACCCUUUUGGGCCUAGAAUUCUGAACUUUAUCUGUUCUGUUUCUGUGGGAGGAGAAGGGGAAGUAUGUUUUGGGGGGCUGCUUCCUGUCUGAGUAAGCCCUCAGGAGCCUCUGCUCCCCUGUGAACCCACUGAACCUUCUGAGCCCCCACUGCUUCUAUGGGGCUCUCUCUUCUGCCUUCUCAGGAAAGCUGGUGUCUGAUUUUGGCCAUCAGGACUCUGACGUCUCUUUGGUCUUGUUGAUUUCCUCUGGGCAUAUCCCUUCCCCAGAUCUGCUCCUCCCCUUUCACAGGUGGGAUCGGCACUCAGGGGGUCUGGAAAGAAGGUCAUAAGGGAGCAUGAUAGGAUUUGGGGCAGAGGGACAGGCUCCUCUGGGGAAACCCCCCAGAGCUCUUUACCAAGGAUGAAAGAGGAGCCAGGCCUUGGGCUCCUGAUGAGGAGAAAGGGGCCCCACCGGGGUCUAAUGGUGACAGUCCAAACCACUCCACUGGCCUCCUGGCAGAAGCCGAGUGUGCUGGGGUCUCCGAAGAGGGUCCCUCCUUUUUGGGGGAAGGUCAGCCCAGCCCCUCCAAAGGUCUGAUGUCUCCACUUUCACCCGCAGGCCUUACCGCUCUGUUUAUAGUGACCCACCCUAGAUCUUCCCCAAGAGGGACUGGGGUUUCUGGGGUCCAUUCUCUGAGUCAGUGGUUAUUUGAAAAUUUGAUUUUGAUUUUAUUUUUUCUCUGUAAACUUCCAAGCUGGCUUUUCCCAUUUCAAUUCCUGUGAUUUAUGCCAAUAAAGUUUGCCCAUGAUUUUCA